GGGAACCCGGGACUCGCGGUGGCGGCUGGAACCCGGUGCGGUGCUUCGCCGCGGGUCGGCCCCCAGUCUCAGUCGGGUCGGGUCGCAGGCUGGGCCCGGGUUCCUUGCUGGGGACAGCAUGAAGUGCCUGGUCACAGGGGGCAACGUGAAGGUGCUGGGCAAGGCCGUCCACUCCCUGUCGCGUAUCGGGGACGAGCUCUACCUGGAGCCCUUGGAGGACGGGCUCUCCCUCAGGACCGUGAACUCCUCCCGCUCGGCCUACGCGUGUUUCCUCUUCGCCCCCCUCUUCUUCCAGCAGUACCAGGCAGCUACCCCUGGUCAGGACCUGCUGCGCUGCAAGAUCCUGAUGAAGUCCUUCCUGUCGGUCUUCCGCUCUCUGGCGGUGCUGGAGAAGACUGUGGAGAAAUGCUGCAUCUCUCUGAAUGGCAGAAGCAGCCGCCUGGUGGUCCAGCUGCACUGCAAGUACGGGGUGAGGAAGACUCACAACCUGUCCUUCCAGGACUGUGAAUCCCUGCAGGCUGUCUUCGACCCAUCCUCGUGCCCCCAUGUGCUCCGCGCCCCAGCUCGGAUCCUGGGGGAGGCCAUUCUGCCCUUCCCUCCCACACUGGCUGAGGUGACACUGGGCAUUGGCCGUGGCCACCGGGUCAUUCUGCGCAGCUACCAAGAGGAGGAGGCAGACAGCACUGUCAAAGCCAUGGUGACUGAGAUGAGCAUUGGGGAGGAAGACUUCCAGCAGUUGCAGGCCCCAGUAGGAGUGGCCAUCACUUUCUGCCUCAAGGAAUUCCGGGGCCUCCUGAGCUUCGCGGAGUCAGCACACUUGCCUCUUAGCAUUCACUUCGAUGCUCCAGGCAGGCCAGCCAUCUUCAUCAUCGAGGACUCUUUGCUGGAUGGCCACUUUGUCUUGGCCACACUCUCAGAGGCGGACCUGCACUCCCAGGACAUGGGCCCCUCAGAGCUCCACAGGCCAGUGCCUCCGCUGCAGGCUCCCAGCACACCCCACGUGGAUGACUUUGUUAACGAUGACAUUGACUCUUACAUGAUUGCUAUGGAAACCACUGUAGGCAGUGAGGGCCCACGGGCACUGCCCUCCAUUUCCCUUUCUCCUGGCCCCUGCUCAGAGGAGGAAGAUGAAGCUGAGCCCAGUACAGUGCCUGGGACUCCCCCUCCCAAGAAGUUCCGCUCACUGUUCUUUGGCUCCAUCCUGGCCCCCGUCCACUCUCCCCAGGGCCCCAGCCCUGUGCUGGCUGCAGACAGUGACGGUGAAGGCUGAACUGAGAACCUGAAGCAUGUGUCCCGAGGCUGUGGACUAGAAGCCAGCCAGUGGCAGGGUUGGAUCUCAGUCCAGGGGACAGCAGAGGGGCUGACUGCUGGGGCGAGCUGGCAGUUCUGUGUGCAGGCUGCACCUGGCUAACCUGCCUGGCCUGAGUCCUGCCGUCCCCACAACCUGCAACCAGUGACAUCUUUUCCCAGGCCUGGCGGCAAGCUGCAUGCCCACAAGGAGAUUCCUUACCUCUUAUUUACCAUUCAGGCUCAGGCCAGGCCACAGCCAUCUGGCCAGGGCUGGAAGCCUGCCUCCCUCCCUCACCUCCCUAAGAAAAAAAUCACAAAGGGGCUCCUGCCCCUGCUGAUUCACUCUCUGCCAAUCAUGAAUGUCCCCCCCCCUCGAAUGCUGGGCACAUCUCUGGAACCCUCUGUGGUUGGAAAAGAUCGUUUCUCUUGCCUUUUCAAUGUCCUCUGGCCCUCACUUGGAAUUCCAAAAGCCUCUGGACCCGAGUGUAUGGCUGGGCUGCCCUGGCUGGUCCUGUGCUUCUGUGCAGAAAGGCUGCCAGCCCCAGUGUUGGGACAAGAGACAGAGGCCAUGGAGAGAAUCCAGCUUUGACCUUUAUUCAAGAGACCAGAUGGGUCGCCCCAGGAUCCGGCUGCCAGCCCUCUGGCCAAGCACGGCUGGACACCCACAAUCUGGCCUGCCUUGCCCUGAGCUGCAGCCUCAGCCCCAGGAUCCCACCUGCAGCCACUGCCGGUGCAGGUGGGAGGGAGCCCUGGGGGAUUGGACGCUGCUAUUGAUUCAUUAAAAAAAGAAAGAAAAAUACACCAAGGCUCCAUGUUCCCCAAGAUGGGUGGGCCUCAGGGGCCCGUGUGAUCCCCCAUGGCAGCAUGAUUUCUUUACAAUCAAUCCAUCAUCGGGGCAGAGGGGUGGCACACGGAGGUUAUUUCUUGGCUUUGGCGGAGUUGCGGGGUGGGGUGAUGGGUCGGCCUCCAGGGUUCAGGCCACUGAACUGCCCAUAUUUCCCCUUGUUCUUGUCAGC
Sciurus carolinensis (gray squirrel) is the source of this 2306-nucleotide messenger RNA. RefSeq names its product RAD9 checkpoint clamp component A (gene Rad9a). The coding region runs from base 119 to 1270 and encodes 383 amino acids. Gene Ontology annotation, biological process: cellular response to ionizing radiation; DNA repair; mitotic intra-S DNA damage checkpoint signaling. Gene Ontology annotation, cellular component: checkpoint clamp complex. The record is from RefSeq and is a predicted model, not a curated record. NCBI's taxonomy places the organism in Eukaryota, Metazoa, Chordata, Mammalia, Rodentia, Sciuridae. The transcript is spliced from 11 exons.